Molecule: messenger RNA, 2174 nt
Organism: Arvicola amphibius (Eurasian water vole)
Lineage: Eukaryota; Metazoa; Chordata; Mammalia; Rodentia; Cricetidae
Gene: Pparg
Product: peroxisome proliferator activated receptor gamma
Exons: 9
Coding region: 543-1970 (475 amino acids)
Biological process (GO): regulation of lipid metabolic process; negative regulation of inflammatory response; cell differentiation
Cellular component (GO): nucleus
Molecular function (GO): zinc ion binding; RNA polymerase II cis-regulatory region sequence-specific DNA binding; nuclear receptor activity
Source: RefSeq, a predicted model, not a curated record
CUCUCGGAGCGGCAGCCGCCUGGGGCGCUAGGGUCGGGUCGGCCGCGGGGACGCUCAGCUCCCGCCAAGUCGCCGCCUCAGGUCAGAGUCGCCCCGGGCCACGCGGCCGGCCGGAGGGACGCGGAAGGAGAGACCCGAGGCGCUGCGCUGGGGUACGGGGUCGUGCGCGGCCUGAGGGGACCGAGUGUGACGACAAAGUGACCGGACUGAGGAGCAGUUACCACACUCUGACAGGACUCUUGUGUGACUGACAGCCUGACGGCGAGCGGCGGCGGCGGCUCUCUGCUGAGGGGACGCGGACCGAGAAGUCCCACUCUGACAGGACGGUGUGACAGACAAGAGGGGACGCGGUUGGGAAGUCACACUCUGACAGGACCGCGAGCGUGACAGAGUAACAGAAUCUCCACUGAGGGGACCCGGCUGAGGAGAAGUCACACUCUGACAGCACCAAAUGCGACAAGAUUUGAAAGAAGCUAACUGCAAACCACUGAUAUCCAAGAAAGACAUUUUUUAAACAAGGACUACCCUUUACAGAAAUUACAAUGGUUGACACAGAGAUGCCAUUUUGGCCCACCAACUUCGGGAUCAGCUCUGUGGACCUCUCUGUGAUGGAGGAGCACUCCCAUUCCUUUGACAUCAAGCCCUUCACCACGGUAGAUUUCGCCAGCAUUUCUGCUCCGCACUAUGAAGAUAUUCCCUUCACAAGAGCUGACCCAAUGAUUGCUGAUUACAAAUAUGACCUGAAGCUCCAAGAAUACCAAAGUGCCAUCAAAGUAGAACCUGUAUCCCCACCUUAUUAUUCUGAAAAGACCCAGCUCUACAACAGGCCUCAUGAAGAGCCUUCCAACUCCCUCAUGGCCAUUGAGUGCCGAGUCUGCGGGGAUAAGGCGUCAGGCUUCCACUAUGGGGUUCACGCUUGCGAAGGAUGCAAGGGUUUUUUCCGAAGAACCAUCCGAUUGAAGCUUAUUUAUGAUAGGUGUGAUCUUAACUGUCGGAUCCACAAAAAAAGUAGAAAUAAAUGUCAGUACUGUCGGUUUCAGAAGUGCCUCGCCGUGGGGAUGUCUCACAAUGCCAUCAGGUUUGGGCGGAUGCCACAGGCCGAGAAGGAGAAGCUGUUGGCGGAGAUCUCCAGUGAUAUCGACCAGCUGAACCCAGAGUCUGCUGAUCUCCGGGCCCUGGCGAAGCAUUUGUAUGACUCAUACAUAAAGUCCUUCCCGCUGACCAAAGCCAAGGCGAGGGCGAUCUUGACAGGAAAGACAACAGACAAAUCACCAUUUGUCAUCUACGACAUGAAUUCUUUAAUGAUGGGAGAAGAUAAAAUCAAGUUCAAACACAUCACCCCUUUGCAGGAGCAGAGCAAAGAGGUGGCCAUCCGCAUUUUCCAAGGGUGCCAGUUUCGAUCCGUGGAAGCCGUUCAAGAGAUCACAGAAUAUGCCAAAAACAUCCCUGGUUUCAUUAACCUUGACUUGAAUGACCAAGUGACUCUGCUCAAGUACGGUGUCCAUGAAAUCAUCUAUACAAUGCUGGCCUCCCUGAUGAAUAAAGAUGGAGUCCUCAUAUCAGAGGGUCAAGGAUUCAUGACCAGGGAGUUCCUCAAAAGCCUGCGGAAGCCCUUUGGUGACUUUAUGGAGCCCAAGUUUGAGUUUGCUGUGAAGUUCAAUGCACUGGAAUUAGAUGACAGUGACUUGGCCAUAUUUAUAGCUGUCAUUAUUCUCAGUGGAGAUCGCCCAGGCUUGCUGAAUGUGAAGCCCAUUGAGGACAUCCAAGAUAACCUGCUGCAGGCCCUGGAGCUCCAGCUCAAGCUGAACCACCCGGAGUCCUCACAGCUGUUCGCCAAGGUGCUGCAGAAGAUGACGGACCUCCGGCAGAUCGUCACAGAGCACGUGCAGCUACUGCAUGUCAUCAAGAAGACGGAGACGGACAUGAGCCUUCACCCCCUGCUCCAGGAGAUCUACAAGGAUUUAUAUUAGCAGGAAAGCCCUGCCCGCUGACGUGUUCCUUCUUUCGAUUGCACUAUUAUUUUGAGGGAAAAAAAAAUCUGACACCUAGAAAAUUUACUGUGAAAAAGCAUUUUAAAAACAAAAGGUUUUAGAACAUGAUCUAUUUUAUGCAUAUUGUUUAUAAAGAUACAUUUACAAUUUACUUUUAAUAUUAAAAAUUAUCACAUUAUGAAA